UUGUGGGUGUCUUGUGGAUAUCCAGACAGGAGUUUCGUGAUAUGUUCAUGUAUUACGUAACGUCUAACUUUCUAUAUAAUGAUUUAGUAAGCAUUAUAAAUGAAUGUAUGAUGCCAGUGAAAGUAUGUAGCCUACUGGGAGUCCCGACUUCCAAGGUGUUACGAAAUGGGAAAUCUUGUGUAAUCGGCAGUGAACGUGUAUCGCGUCUUGAUGAAUGUCAUAGUGCCGUGCUUUUCCGCUGUAGGAUUUUCAAUGAGAUGACGUCAUGCCGGCAACCAAUCAGCUGCUAGGGGUCGGUCUCUGUAGCUGGCCGUAGUAAGUUAUCAGCCUGAAUCCUCGUAGUCUGUGGUCAGGAAGCCAGAUGAGCGCGCAGAGAAGUGCUUGCUCUCCGCGACCAGUCCAAUCCAAAAGCAGCUGAGAGGACGAAGAAGUGCGGUAUGCAGAAGCAAUGCUGACUGACCUGCACGCAGCCAUGGUACCGAAGCGCGAGCCGGCGAAGUUGGAGGAGCGCGAGCGCACGCAGGCGACGGCGUGUGAGUGCCAAAGCCAGUGCAACAACUGCAAAAUCUUUUUGAGUUUGUUCAUCCUCUCGCUCUCUCUGCACCUCGUCACGCUCUUCUGCUACCUGGACCUGCGCUCGGAGCUCAAACGAGAAAUAACCCAGAAAAACAAAGAUGAGGUGUCAUCAGCGGGGCCAGUCCCGCACGAUGAAGCCGCAGCGCCAGUGCUCCGGUUACCGGACACCGACCACCCAACAACAGACGUCCAGAGCAGAUGGAGGGAUGAACACACAAGAGGAUUGGAGAGAGUCAUUCAUCGUACCAAACGUUCAGAAACUAAUGGAAAGAAGAAAGGAGAGAAGAAAAAAGGCAAGAAAGGACCCCCUGGUGCGCCUGGACCUCCAGGCCCACCUGGUCCUCCUGGAAUACCAGGGAUCCCGGGUAUCCCAGGCAAUAACGCAAUGGGACCCUCUGGCCCACCCGGACCUCCCGGACCCACAGGGCCACCGGGACCACAGGGACCUCCAGGAAGUGCAGAAAGAGUCAAGCACAGAGAGACACAGCCAGCUGUGGUGCAUCUUCAAGGUCAGGAAACUACCAUCCAGGUUAAAGAAGAUUUGUCAGAAGGUGUGUUGAAAAAUUGGAGAAUGAUCUCGAUCCAUCAGAGAGUGUUUAAAAUGCACUCACGCUCUGGAGAGCUGGAAGUCCUUCUUGACGGAACAUACUUUAUAUAUAGUCAGGUAGAAGUAUAUUACCUGAACUUCACUGACAUUGCGAGUUAUGAGGUGAUGGUUGACAAGACUCCAUUCUUGCGCUGCACGCGAAGCAUCGAGACCGGCCAGCGCAAGUUCAACACCUGCUACACCGCGGGGGUGUGUUUGUUGCGAGCCCGCCAGAAGAUCUCCAUCCGCAUGGUGUAUGAGGACACGUCUAUCUCCAUGAGCAACCACACCACCUUCCUCGGCAGCAUCCGUCUAGGGGACGCCCCGGCUGCUGGACACACCUGAGUCUAUCGGCGUACAGGUUGACCCGAUCAGACACACAGAUCACGCUGAUGAGGUCACAGACCACGCCCACUGAACUCGACUGAGCCAGUAUGCCUCAUUAGCCACGCCCCGAGGACACAGAGCCAACCAUUUAGGACCAAACGGGCUCAUCUACAUAUCUGCCAAGCGUCAGGCAGAUGUGACAAUGUAGCAUCACCGACACUGACAAAAAGGUCCAAUUCUUUCUGAGCACUGAAACAGCCUCCAUCAUUCCUCAGACGUUAGCAACACAAUAUUUACCACAACUUAUCAAACUAAAUAAAUCAACAGACUGGUUUCCUAGAUGCAUUGUGUGUCAGCCAUUCUAGCAGCUUCCUCUGUUCUGGUUUGUGUGACAGGAUGAGCUCGACGCCCUUACAGCUGCUGUGUGUAUGCGGUAUCACUGCAUUGAUUGCAGUGACUGGAACUGCAAAAGGACUGAGAUACUCUAUUCAUUCAAUGCACCACAUGCUAGCUACCUGCUUGAUCCAUAACAGACACACACUUCAAUAGAUUCUACACCACAUAAACAGUCAACCUGUGUACUAUUUUAAUCAAGCACUGAUAAUGACAAUGUAUAAAACAGAAUAUCUAUGUUCAGUUAUCUCUGAUCUUUUACAAAUGCUGUCAAGCUCCCCAUGUUUAUUAUGAAGUCAUGAUAUUCUGAAUUCUGGUUUUAUGGUCCUUUGCUCUUUAUCUGUCAUUACCUGUGGGAAAGACUGAGUGUAUGCAAAUGAUGGCAGUAGUUCAGGCACUGAAAUGAAUGAUAUUUCGUAAUGAUUUGUCCUCUUCAACAUCAUCCUGAAUAUUCAAUGCAAUACCACAUGCCUCCUGUAGGGGACAGUAGUGCUCCUCUAUAGCAAAUGUAGCAAUGAUAGGUUUGAUCAGAAGAGAUAGGCUGUGUUCGGAAUAGAAUACUGUUGUACUUAUUUUUGCUACAGUACAUAGUAUGCAUGCUGUAUACUAGUUUAUUGCCCUCGUAUAAUUCCAAACUCGUAAGACAUUAGUUAAUCAUCAGAACAUAAAUUACAUAUCUGUUCCUUGAACAGUUACGUUGCUGUAUAUGCAGGGUCAGAAAGCUCUCGGACUUCAUCAAAAAUAUCUUAGUUUGUGUUCCGAAGUUGAACGAAGGUUUUGUGGGUUUGGAACAAUUCAAUGACAGAAUUUUUAUUUAUAGGUAAACUACCCCUUUAAGUUUAAUUGAGCAAGAAUGCAGCAAAAGUGACAGUAAAGGCAUUUAUAACGUUACAAAAGAUUUAUAUUUCCAAUGAAUGCUGUUCUUUUGAACUUCCUAUUAUUCAUCAAAGAAUCCUUUAAAAAAUGUAUCAUGGUUUCCACAAAACUAUUACAAAAGCUACAUUGAUGAUAAUGGUUUUUUUCAGCCUAUUAGAAUGAUUCUGAAGGACCAUGUGACAAUGAAGACGAGUCAAAAUUCCACUUUGAAUAAAUCACAUUUUU
Carassius auratus (goldfish) is the source of this 2983-nucleotide messenger RNA. RefSeq names its product ectodysplasin-A-like. Gene Ontology annotation, cellular component: membrane. Gene Ontology annotation, biological process: animal organ development; immune response. The record is from RefSeq and is a predicted model, not a curated record. The transcript is spliced from 8 exons. The coding region runs from base 449 to 1507 and encodes 352 amino acids. Lineage: Eukaryota; Metazoa; Chordata; Actinopteri; Cypriniformes; Cyprinidae. Gene Ontology annotation, molecular function: death receptor binding; death receptor agonist activity; tumor necrosis factor receptor binding.